GCUGGCGGCCUUAUGUUGAGGUAAAUCGCCAAAACACUUCAAGGUCGACUCCCGGCACCCUACCACGACAUAUUCGACCACCCACCACGAUCACAUCGAUACUUCCGGCCAAGCUCUAGCCUUCGACGUUUAAUCACUACCUCGCUCGUCGAGCCCUCUGCGGAGGACGACGGGCGCGGACAGGGGACGCAAGAAUGGCUCUCUAUUCAGAACCUCCAACUCUUCGCGAAUUCAAAUUCGAUAAACCGACCCUCCUUGUUUGCUGGUGGGCGACAUCGUUCUGUACCCUCAUUAUCCUUCUGCGGCUUGCAGGCCGCUUUAUCCGUACCGAACGGCUGUUCACUGAAGAUCGUGUUGCGGCCCUAGCUUUGAUCCCUCUGUAUGCUCGCAUGGCAUGCGUUCAUUUUAUUCUCAUAUAUGGAACCAACAAUGCUCAAUUUGAUGGUGUUGAGCUUACUGACCUUCAAUUGCGUCAAAAAGCCAUCGGAAGUGGCCUUGUGCUCGCCAGUCGGAUUUUCUACGCCGCAACCCUUUGGGUACUUAAGUUCGCAGUUCUCGAGUUCCUUCACCGAUUGACUCGAGCGACGUGGGAACGAUCAUGGCAGACGUCUUUAUACGUCAUUCGAAUAAUCCUCGUUGCUACUUUCAUCGCGGUUGUCAUCAGUGACUUUGUCGAAUGCCGCCCUUACAGUCACUAUUGGCAGGUUGUGCCCGAUCCUGGUGGCCAAUGCCGUCAAGGAUACGUGCAGCUUCUCACGAUGGCAGUCUGCAACGUGGUCACUGAUUUGUUGCUUGUCAUUUUCCCAAUUCCGAUCAUUGUGACAAGCGGAAUGACAAUCAAGAGGAAGAUACAGCUUGUGCUUCUCUUCUCUCUCAGUCUAUCUGUUGUUGGGGUCACUCUUUAUCGGGUACCCCAUAUCAUUGAUGAUCACGGUCGUCAGCAGUAUCGAUCGCUUUUGGCAUCGGUUGAGCUUCUUUUUGCCACGGCUGCGGCAAACUCACUCGUGUUGGGAUCUUUCGUGCGUGAUCGCGGCCUGAAGAAGCAAAAGUUCCGCCGUUCAUCGGUAGCUGAGUCCCUCGAUCCCUCACUCAACCUCCGCCGCCCGACUUUGCACCGACACUGGGGAAGCGAUGAAGACCUUGUACGGGACGUUGGCAUGACCGUUGACCCAGAACUUCAGGAUCAGCCUGAUAACUCGAGCGAGAACGGUGCUCUGCAAUACACCCCGGCCCCUCUUCUUCGCAAACUGGAUCAAGACCUCGAGCGCUGGCAAUUUCCUCAGAGAAAACGCAGCAACGAAGAGCACAGCGAUGAUUCUCUGAUACAACACGACCCACUCUCCCAGUCGAAAAGUGAGAACGGCAUAGCACCAAGGAGAGUUUCUUUCUUCGACGUUGGUGGUCUGCUUGAUGUGCCCCCCGAGAGUUCUGGGAGCCUUCGAGCAAACAGUCGUGCGUCGUCUAAGGAAGACUCUUCACAGUCGCAUUCGCCCCCAGCACCUUCAUUACCAGCAGGAUCCGGAGGCUUUCGCCGAGGUUCAACUGCUUUGCUCCAAGACCUCGGUGGCCUCUUUGGACCUAUGAAUUCGAGGUCAAGUCGGUCCAAGUCCAAGCCUCGAGGAACGGAAUUGCAGCCGAUACCGCAAUCCCGACAGGAGUCGCGAUACGAUUUGCAAGGACCGCCCGUGGCGGAGCUGAGGGAUCCCGGCGGCCUUCUAAACUAGCGGCAAUAAUCUUUGGUAUCAUCUGCCAUCACCUUUGACGACAUCUUCACAUUUUCACAUGCGACUACCUCACGACAACAGCGAUUUUUAUGGGAUUUAUUUGGCCCGGCUUGGAAGAUUUAUAUACGGCCUGGGGCGUUUAUGCUACAGGCUCUGAAUGUAUUUUUGGUUGGCAGGACAGGAGUAAUGCGCAGGCAGGGAUCUUUUACUUGGGUAUAUGCGAAGUCUCAAUACAAGGCAGGAUUUGGAGAUCAGGCAUUCGCGCAACUAUCGCGGUUUGCAUUAUGAUAUGUUUGGGAUUUUUAUGGCUGUGUGUCAGGAUGACAUGGUUAUUGGUUAUAUAUACCCGGCAAACGCCAAGUUAACGUUUAAUGG
Fusarium oxysporum Fo47 is the source of this 2099-nucleotide messenger RNA. RefSeq lists its product as uncharacterized. NCBI's taxonomy places the organism in Eukaryota, Fungi, Ascomycota, Sordariomycetes, Hypocreales, Nectriaceae. The coding region runs from base 195 to 1724 and encodes 509 amino acids. The transcript is spliced from 2 exons. The record is from RefSeq and is a predicted model, not a curated record.